AUGGGGAAAGCAGUUCUCUACUUAUUGCGAACAGAGUUGGCUGGGCCAAUGGGGAUCUUGAAGAUAAUUGGGGUGGAUAUACAUUUGUUUCUGGCAAUAGGUCUUUGCUCUGUCACGGCGGAUCGCAACAUCAAGUUCAUAGCCGGCGAGAGCCGGUUCAACCCAAAGUACUUUGAGAACUUCACCUUCACUAUCCGCAACGACCAGAUCUUCUUGGACAUGUACCUGCGAAAGCCUCUGCUCAGAGGCUGGAGAGCCAGAUUGGACUUCCGGACACGCGUGGGAAACUCGAAAAGCUUCCAGAGCCUUUUCUCCACCAAUGUCGACGUAUGCAACAUUGUUAACGCGGCCAAGACCAACCUCUUCAAGAAGUGGUACAAGAACCUGCUCAAGUACGGCAACUUCCUCCGCCAGUGUCCGCUGAACGCGAGCCACUACUACUUGCGGGGCUGGCAGUUCGGAGAGGGCUUAGUGCCGCCGUUCAUAACUAGUGGAUCGUACCGAUUGGAGACCUACAACUUUUUUGGAAAGUACAAGGGCAAAGACGAGGACUUCAUAAUGAGUUGUACGGCCGAUGCUGUCAUACAUAUCUGA
Drosophila rhopaloa is the source of this 594-nucleotide messenger RNA. RefSeq lists its product as uncharacterized. The record is from RefSeq and is a predicted model, not a curated record. Lineage: Eukaryota; Metazoa; Arthropoda; Insecta; Diptera; Drosophilidae. The coding region runs from base 1 to 594 and encodes 197 amino acids. The transcript is spliced from 3 exons.